This is a messenger RNA of Panicum virgatum (switchgrass), 2470 nucleotides long. Its product is annotated as protein RTF1 homolog. Gene Ontology annotation, molecular function: DNA binding; RNA polymerase II C-terminal domain phosphoserine binding. Lineage: Eukaryota; Viridiplantae; Streptophyta; Magnoliopsida; Poales; Poaceae. The record is from RefSeq and is a predicted model, not a curated record. Gene Ontology annotation, cellular component: Cdc73/Paf1 complex. The transcript has 2 exons. The coding region runs from base 220 to 2181 and encodes 653 amino acids.
AUCUCGUCGUCGUCAUCGUCUUCUCUCCGACUUCGACCCAGCUAGGGCCGGCGCACCCUUUUCCCCUCUUCGCCUCCACCGGCGUUGCCUUCUCUGUCGAUCGGUCGCCUGCGCCGCCUUCGCCCGAACACCGCCAGCGGCGGCCCCGUCAUCCCUCGCCUGCACCGGCCUUCGCGUCUGUAGUCUCCCGGGGGUUCUCGAGGUGGGGCGGGCUUCGCCAUGACGUCGGCGAACUCGGAGGAGGUGGACGAUCUGCUCCUGCAGGCCGCCGGCUGGACGGGGAAGAGCCAGCCCCGGCCGAGCAACCAGCGGUGGAACUCCGGGGGGAGCGGCUCCGACGACGACGACGACGACUCGGACGCCGCGCCGACCUACUCGAGGAAGAAGCCGCCGUCGCAGGUGCCGCUCAAGAAGCGGCACCAGCCGGAGAAGGGCGGCCGGAGGGGCGGCGGCGGCGGCGGGUGGCGGGGCGACGAUGACGACGACGACGACGACGGGAGGCGCAGCGGCGGCGAGGACUCUGACAGCGCGCCGUCGGUGGGGAGCGACCUGUACAAGGACGAGGAAGAUAAGGAGCAGCUGGAGAAGAUGUCGGAGCUCGAAAGGGAGCUGAUCCUGGCUGACCGGGGCACCCGCAUCGAUGACUACAAGCUCAAGCAAAUGGCGCGCGCGUCCUCAUCCAAGGCGGCGAAGGCGGGCUCCCGGAAGGACAGCAGCCCGCCCCCGCCGCCCAGCCGGAUGCGUUCGUCGACCCGAGCUGAUAAGUCGGGGUCGGCCACCAAGAGCGCGCUGGAUGAACUGAGGGCCAAGCGGAUGAGGCAGCAGGAUCCAGAGGCGUACCGCAACAGGUUCAAAGACCUGCUCUCAAAGAGCGGCUCACCUACUAAGCGCAGGGCUGCGACCCCCCCAAGUGAUGGGAGCAACGAUGGGGAUACCAGGGGGAGACUGAAUGACCAUGGGAGGAUUGCUGACGAUGGCAGGGAUGAUGAGUUUGAUGAGUCCCCCAGCAGGCUUGACCCGCUCAAGUUUGAUGAUGUGAAGAGUAUUACCCUCAGGAGGUCAAAGCUGGUGAAGUGGUUCAUGGAGCCAUUCUUUGAGGAUCUCAUGUCUGGGUGCUUUGUGCGGCUUGGCAUUGGCAAGACAAAGAGUGGGACCCCGAGAUACAGGCUUUGCAUAGUGAGGAAUGUGGAUGCAAGUGAUCCGGAUCGCAAGUACAAACUGGAAAACUACACGACGUACAAGUAUCUCAAUGUUGUAUGGGAUAGUGAGGCUAAUGCUGCUCGGUGGCAGAUGACUCAGGUAUCAGACUCCCCACCCAAUGAAGAAGAGUUCAAGGAAUGGCUGCAAGAGGCUGAGAAGAAUGGCGUCCGUAUACCGACUCGUCAGGAAGUGCAAGAGAAGAAAGAUGCCAUACAGGAGGCCUACAACUUUGUGUAUUCUGCUAAGACUGUGCAGAAAAUGCUGCAACAGAAAUCAGCUGUGAGGCGUCCUAUCAAUGUUGCUGCUGAGAAGGAUCGGUUGAGGAACGAGUUGGAGAUGGCUCUGAGCCAGAAGAAUGAAGCUGAAGCAGAGAGGAUCCGCGCAAAGCUGAAUAGUCUGCAGAACAUGUCGCAGCCAAUGUCAAAAAAUGAGAAGGCUGCCAGGUUGGAGGCUAUGAACAGGAAGAACCGUGCUGAGAACUUCAAGAACGCUUCAGAACUGAAACCUGUUAAUACAAGUUUGAAAGCUGGAGAGGCUGGUUAUGACCCUUUUUCAAGGAGGUGGACAAGAUCAAGAAACUAUUAUGCAGCGAAGCCAGGAGGAGAUAAUGCUGAAGAAGUGGCCAAUGGGUCUAAUGGCAGUGCAGUGGCUGGCAAUGAAGAUGUGAAGAACAAAGCUCAAACUGGUACAGCAGCCACAGCGGCAGCUCAAGUGGCAGCGGCUGAUGCUGGGAAACUGGUUGAUACCAAUGCACCAGUGGAUCUUGGAACAGAAUCAAAUGCGCUGCACACAUUUGAGCUUCCUAUAUCAUUGUCUGCUCUGCAAGAAUUUGGUGGAGCCAAGGGCCUGUUUGAUGGUUACAUGGCAAGGAAACAGAAGAUAGAAGCUACAAUGGGGUACAAAGUGCCUGACAAUGAUGGAAGGAGGCAUGCUUUAACCCUGAGUGUGAGCGACUACAAAAGGCGACGGGGACUCCUCUGAAGGGGUAUCUGUGCGUCUGCAGGCCGCUCAGCAGAUUCAACAACUAUCUGCCUGGCUUCAGUGCCUCAAAAUUGCUGUGACAAUUGUCCAGAUUACCUGCAUUUUCCCUUGUUUUCUUAGAAGUAAUACAUGGAACAUGCAGUCUAUACAGUUUCUUCAUAAAUACUACCUGCUGUAUGACUGAUUAAGUUGCUGACAUCAUGUUUAUACCUGUGGAUUCUGUUGACAUCUUAUCUUUGUUGUUUGACAAUAUAUGCAAGUUGCAACAGCUUGAUUCCAUGUGGCUUUC